AUGGACCAGGGCCGUUCAACAGGUGCCCAGCAGCCCGACGGGCUACGAGAGAGAAUAAUUUCGUACCCUGAUUCAACUGGGGGUCGCGAUGCUCUGGCUGCUACCGGGGAAGUAGAGCUCAAGGACGCCGCUGGCAAGGACAAGAAGACCUUUGGUCGGACACCAGAUGGAACAGUCUUCACCGUGCCACAAACCCAUGACAUGGUCUCGCAGCUCCUGUCGCCAUCUGAACCGAAAAAUAUAGGAGAUUUGGUCGUGAUCGCUCUGCUUGGCAUCCACAUCCUGCUCCUCUGGGCUCUUCCCUCCAGUUUCAAGGUGCCGGUCUUCGCCGUGGUUUACCUGUUCUGGCGAGCAGCCUAUAAUGGAGGAAUUGGAUGGCUGUUGCACAACCAAUCGCAUCACAAGACCUUGAUCCGAUGGGCAGAAAAGACGAAGAUUUUCGUUAACCCGGCCAAGGGGGACAACCCACACCCGGCGCUGUACAAUUGGAUCAAGCGGGAGCUAGAGACAAAGAUUCCGCAGGAUUAUUCGUUUGAAAGUGCUCCCCUUGAAUACAACACAUGGCUUGUCUUUAGGCGUCUAGUGGACUUGAUCCUGAUGUGUGACUUCACCUCCUACUGUCUCUUUGCGAUAGCCUGUGGUCACCUCCCGGUGGACGAGAGUAUACUCAUGACCGCCCUCCGAUGGAUGGCUGGCAUCGUUCUUGUGCUUUUUAACCUUUGGGUCAAGCUAGACGCCCAUCGAGUAGUCAAGGACUAUGCCUGGUACUGGGGCGAUUUUUUCUAUCUCAUCGACCAGGAGUUAACCUUCGACGGCGUCUUUGAGAUGGCACCGCAUCCCAUGUACUCGGUCGGAUAUGCAGGCUACUACGGCAUAUCACUGAUGGCUGCCAGCUAUAAAGUGCUGUUUAUCUCUAUCAUUGCCCAUGCAGCACAAUUCGCGUUCUUGGUCCUCGUUGAGAACCCGCACAUUGACAAGACUUAUAACCCGCCUCCUCCCCGCAAGCGAUCAGUCUGUGUCGACUCCACUAGCAGCCUCCCAACCGAUCUGGACACUCCGACCGCGCCUACUCCAUCCGAAGACCUGGCUCCCAACGCAACCUCCUCGUACUCGGCCAAGCCGCCUCCAUCGGUCCACAACCUCCUCGGGCUGCAUAAUUUGGACUUGUAUAGAACCACGGAUUCAUCCAUCAUGCUCGUCCAGCUACUUGUAUUUGCAGUCACCGCAUUGACCCCGUCCACGCUGCGGUAUCAGCUUCUCUUCGUGGUCAAUGCCGUUGUGUGGCGGGUGUGGUACUCUGUAGGAAUUGGGUUCCUGCUCAAUAACCAGUCCAACAGCAAGGCCUGGACCCGGCAUUUCCUCAAAUUUGGUGAAACCCCGCAGGAGGCGUGGAACCAGUGGAAGGGUACCUACCAUCUCAGUAUGAUUAUGUGUUACGCCAGUUUCAUCGCUGCAGCGUGGAAGAUGUACACCUUCCCAGCCGACUGGGGCUAUGGCCUAGUGCUGUUCCGACAUGUUCUGGGCGCUGGUCUGAUUAGCCUGCAACUCUGGACCUCUAUCAGUAUCUAUGAGUCUCUUGGUGAAUUUGGAUGGUUCUAUGGCGAUUUCUUUUUCGACGAGUCACCCAAGCUCACAUAUGAUGGUAUUUACCGUUUCCUCAAUAACCCCGAGCGCGUCCUCGGUCUUGCGGGUGUCUGGGGCGCGGUUCUCAUCACGAGUAGCGGUGCUGUCACCUUCCUAGCUUUAUUGAGUCAUAUCCUGAGCUUGGCUUUUAUCCAGUUCGUGGAGCGCCCUCACAUGCAGAAGCUUUAUGGCCGCAGUCUUCGUCAGGAUGGCGGCGUCGUCAAGAAUCUCAAGAAGUCUCUGCCGCCGUCUCUAAAGCAGCUGCACGGAAGUGUCGACAAGAUGUUUGAUGAUUCUUUCGAGUUUAUCGAGGAGCUUCUCGAUAAUGCGCGUCCCAAGCUUGCUGCUGGUGUAAACACCUUUGUCAAAGAUACUACUGCUCUUUUCCAAAAGUAUCCUGCUCGCGUUACCAUCUCUCGCAUCGAUGCCGAACUAGCUGGCCUCGAUCUUUCCGACUAUUCCUUAUCGGUCGAGGGAACAGAUGCCCAGUCGUUCGAUGAGAGCGAACAAGGCAAAGGCCGUGAGGGUGCCAACGCACGCAUGCCGCUGGACCGUAGAGGUGACCUGAAGAAUUUGACUUUCGAAUACGGCGCUCCGAUCAAGGUCAAAUGGACUGCGCCCCUCAAUCAUAGCAAGAAGGAUUGGAUUGGUAUCUACCGUGUCACCGACAAUACCUCGCGCGAGGUCAGCCGCGUGUCAUCUCAGGGUCGCUGGGUUGCUACCAACGAAGGCUUCUAUGACAACAUGACUUGUGAAAGGGGCAUUAUCUCCAGUGACGUGGUUGUUCGGUCCCCUGAGCAAAAGGGCCGCGAUGGGCACGACCUUGCCUCCGGCGAGAUUAUUUUCACUGGUGACAAGCUUUUCUGGACGCAGGGUGUCUUCGAGCUACGCUACCACCACAACGGCUUGCACAACGUAAUGGCUAUAUCGAGACCCUUUGAGAUCCGCAUCCGCCGCUUUCACGAAGAUGACACUUUCGCAGACGUUGAUGGCAUUGUUCAAAUGGCCGUUGAGCAAGCCCUCCUACCCGUUGUUCGCAACUGCUUUGACCGGGAUCCUGAGAUUGCGCCGGAAACUGCAGACGAACAGUUUGGCAGUCUUGUCGAGAGGGAUGGCAAGUUCGCCAAGCGUGUUGUAUUUGCCGUCCAUCAAAUGUUCGGAGUCGAGCUGGCGCCCGAAGUUGUCAAAGCAGACGGCAAUGUUCUGAAUCUCGCGUGGAGGAUAUGUAAUGCUAAGAAGGUUCUCGCCCCCUAUAGUAUGACCCGAUCGAACGGUACCAGUACGCCGAUCGAAGGGAAGGAGUAA
Penicillium macrosclerotiorum is the source of this 2928-nucleotide messenger RNA. RefSeq names its product phosphatidylethanolamine N-methyltransferase. Gene Ontology annotation, molecular function: phosphatidylethanolamine N-methyltransferase activity. The coding region runs from base 1 to 2928 and encodes 975 amino acids. Gene Ontology annotation, biological process: phosphatidylcholine biosynthetic process. Lineage: Eukaryota; Fungi; Ascomycota; Eurotiomycetes; Eurotiales; Aspergillaceae. The transcript has 4 exons. The record is from RefSeq and is a predicted model, not a curated record.